AGGCGGGUCACAAGAGUGAGUUUAUUAUUUUGGUUGGAGAAUCCUAGUGUGCAGAAUUUGUGGUGAUGAAAAUGGCGGCGCUGAGCCGGACAAUCAUCUGCCUGCUCAGGAAUGACCUGCGAUAUCACGACAAUGAGGUGUUGCUCUGGGCUCACAGGAAUGCAGAUCAUAUUGUCCCACUCUACUGCUUUGAUCCAAGACACUAUCUGGGAACACAUUACUACAAUUUUCCCAAGACAGGACCCCAUCGCUUGAAGUUCCUUUUAGAAACUGUACAGGAUUUAAGAAACACACUCCAGAAAAAGGGAAGCAAUCUGUUACUCAGAAGAGGACAACCUGAAGAUGUUAUUGAGGACCUAAUCAAGCAGCUAGGUGGAGUUUCAGCAGUGGUUCUACAAGAAGAGGCAACAAAGGAGGAGCUGGACGUAGAGAAAUCAGUGAAACAAGUCUGCACUCAGCAUGGAGUCAAGUUUCAUACAAUCUGGGGGUCCACGUUGUAUCACAGAGACGAUCUACCAUUCAGACAUAUCUCCAGUUUACCUGAUGUCUAUACCCAGUUCAGGAAGGUUGUAGAGGCGCAAUGCAAAGUACGGCCAACCUUGCAAAUGCCAGAGAAGCUGAAGUCGUUGCCAGCAGGCCUAGAAGAAGGCUCUGUCCCAACAGCAGAAGAUUUUGAGCAACAAGAUCCUUUAACAGACCCUAGAACGGCGUUUCCUUGUAACGGUGGUGAAAGUCAAUCCCUACAGAGACUGCAGUAUUACUUUUGGGACACAAAUCUUGUUGCUUCUUAUAAAGAUACUCGCAAUGGACUCGUAGGAAUGGAUUAUUCUACAAAAUUUGCCCCAUGGCUUGCGCUGGGCUGUAUCUCCCCCAGAUAUAUAUUUGAGCAGAUCCGCAAAUAUGAGAGAGAUCGAACUGCAAAUCAGAGUACAUACUGGGUAAUCUUUGAGCUUUUAUGGAGGGAUUACUUCCGCUUUGUGGCUCUGAAGUAUGGAAGAAAGAUAUUCUUUUUGAAAGGUCUACAAGAUAAAAAGGUUCCUUGGAAAAAGGAUUUAAAGCAGUUUGACGCCUGGAAGGAGGGUCGUACUGGAGUUCCUUUUGUUGAUGCCAAUAUGCGUGAACUAGCCAUGACGGGUUUUAUGUCAAACCGUGGACGCCAGAAUGUGGCCAGUUUUCUAACCAAGGAUCUUGGGCUUGACUGGAGAAUGGGCGCAGAAUGGUUUGAAUACCUCCUGGUGGAUUAUGACGUCUGCAGCAAUUAUGGGAACUGGUUGUACAGUGCUGGAAUUGGAAAUGACCCGAGAGAAAACAGAAAGUUCAACAUGAUUAAACAGGGUCUGGAUUAUGAUGGCAAAGGUGACUACAUCCGAUUAUGGGUUCCAGAGCUGCAGGAAAUAAAAGGAGGAGACGUUCAUACACCAUGGGCACUAAGUAAUGCAGCCCUGGCACAUGCUAAUGUAACUCUUGGAGAAACCUACCCAUUUCCAAUUGUCAUGGCACCAGAGUGGAGCAGACAUGUGAACCAGAAGCCAGACAGUGGUGCUACAGCAUCUGGUAGAAGACCUGGACCUUCACACAUGCCCAAACAGCACAAGAACAGAGGGAUAGAUUUCUACUUUUCUAGAAAUAAAAAUGUAUGAAUGCAAUGAAGAAUGUGGCUGGGACAAUGGGGUAUUUUCAGGAAUUUCAGGGAUAAGUGCAUAAAGUAGUUAUAAAAAUCCUUCUUAACAGAAGAGGCCGGAAUCGCGAACAUCUGACCAUUAGGAUAUUUGCUGUUCAAGAAUAAAAAAAAGAUUUUAAAAAAACUCUUACUUAAGGGCUCUUUCACAAAAGUGGAUGCCAUGCGGG
Molecule: messenger RNA, 1848 nt
Organism: Bufo bufo (common toad)
Lineage: Eukaryota; Metazoa; Chordata; Amphibia; Anura; Bufonidae
Product: cryptochrome DASH
Exons: 14
Coding region: 66-1640 (524 amino acids)
Biological process (GO): photoreactive repair
Molecular function (GO): deoxyribodipyrimidine photo-lyase activity; FAD binding; damaged DNA binding
Source: RefSeq, a predicted model, not a curated record